UUUCUUGCAAGUUGCCACCUUAGUCAUUUCAGGUUCUAUCCCCAACGAAUCUUGGAAUUCAAAGCCGACACAAGGUGACAAGGGAUGACGCCAGAGCGAGACGAGGACGUUAAUGGACUUCCGUUGAGACAGUAACAACUAAAAGCCGCUACAAUUGGUGAUUUGGGUUGCAGUACUCCGCACCAACCGUUCCUCUAUAAUCCAUUCCUAGGCAUUGGGUUUUGACUCUUGAGCUCUUCCCAGUUCCUGCUACCUACUCGUUGCUUCCUUUGUUUUUAACGUAAUUAAUGUUAGUAAUGAGUUGUGUCUUAUGACUCUUACUCGUGCUUUCAACUCUUAGUUGAGAAUUUCGUUUUGGUUUCUCUUCUUUGAUAUAGAUAUAUAGGUGGCUUGACUUUGGAGUAUGGUUCUGAGUUUAUUUGCUUCUUCUUAGCUUCAAAGACGUCAGUGUACUUCUCAGUGAUUUAGAACGGAGAAACCCAUCUCGAGUUUUGCGUGGAAAGAAGUCGAACUCGACUCCCCUCACCAGUCACCGCAACGGGUGUUUGUUGGAUUGUUGCAGAGAAGAGGCAUAGGAAGCUUACAGUAGCUUUUCAAAUGAUCACCAGACUCGGCUGAGCUGGACAAAUUUUUUUUUAUAAGGAAUUCUCAGCAUGGGGCUUCUGAAUCUCUUCAUCGCUGCAUCAAAUCCAGUGUUGAAAGUCCUAUUGGUUACGGCUCUUGGGUCCUUUCUCGCACUAGAUAGCAUUGGUAUUUUGGGAGAGGAUGCAAGGAAGCAUUUGAAUAGAGUUGUGUUCUUUGUAUUUAAUCCAGCACUUGUGUCCACCAACCUUGCUAAAACAAUAACAUAUGAAAGCAUGAUUAAAUUGUGGUUCAUGCCUAUAAAUAUUUUAUUUACAUUUCUCAUUGGUUCAGCACUUGGAUGGAUACUUAUACAAAUCACAAGGCCUCCUUCACAUCUAAGGGGCCUUAUCUUGGGUUGCUGUGCUGCUGGAAAUUUGGGGAAUAUGCUCAUCAUCAUCGUUCCAGCAGUCUGUAAAGAGAAAGGCAGCCCAUUUGGAGAUUCUGAUGUCUGCAGUACAUAUGGAAUGGCUUAUGCUUCACUCUCAAUGGCGGUUGGAGCCAUUUAUUUGUGGUCAUAUGUGUACAAUCUUGUGCGGAUAUCUUCAAGGAAGAGCACUGAAGCUAUUGAUGAAUCCAAAAGUAACUCUUCAGAAGAACCUUCGAGAGUACUGAAUGGGAGUUGCAAAGAGCCACUACUUUCAAAGGAUUUAUCAAUCUUGGAGAACCAAGCAGACCAUUUUACACUUCCAAGCUCUUCAUCAGAGGGAAGACCACAGGUUCCAAUUUCAGUUAAGUUUAAACAAUAUUUAAAGACGAUUUCAGGAAAGAUCAACUUGAAGACAUUGUUCGCACCUUCAACCACUGGAGCGAUUGUUGGGUUUUUUGUUGGAGUAAUCUCUCCAAUCCGAUGGCUACUGAUUGGUGAUAGUGCUCCUCUUCGCGUCAUUGAUGACUCUGCAUAUUUGAUUGGUGAAGGGGCCAUCCCAGCAAUGACCUUGAUACUGGGAGCAAACCUUCUUAGAGGUUUACGAGGGUCGGAUAUUCGUGUGUCCCUUAUCGUCGGGAUUGUAGUAGUUCGUUAUAUUGCACUCCCACUGUUCGGCAUUCUCAUUAUUAAAGGGGUGCUGCAUUUUGGCCUGGUGCAAUCAGAUCCAUUGUAUAUGUUUGUUCUUCUUCUUCAAUUUGCACUUCCUCCAGCAAUGAACAUAGGAACAAUUACCCAGUUGUUUGGUGCUGGUGAGAGAGAAUGUUCUGUUAUUCUGCUAUGGACCUAUGGAUUAGCUUCAGUUGCACUUACCCUUUGGUCAACCUUCUUUAUGUGGCUCGUGGCUUGAUUUUGGUUCUUCCGGAGUUCAGUGUUUUACUACCAAGGAACCCCAAAAUAACCAAGCAUCGUACCGUUUCGUUGUGGGCAGCAUUUCAUCAAUACAAGUUAUGUUGAUGGUGUCGCCAUUAGGUGGCAUGAAAUCAUAACCUUAUGUUCUAGCCUUCUUGUAUCAUUCUGGCAUGUUUUCCUUCUCUUUACUUGGUUUCAUUUGUUCUUAAAUAAAAAUAGAGUUCUAUUGUAAGUUUGUGACAAAUGUGCAAACACGAGGAAGAAAUUAUGCGAACAAUCACAUCAUUAUUUAUAGUGGUUUAUAGGAAUGCUUACAUUCAGCUAAGAGAAUCAAAUAAUUUUUCACUCUUCAUCUUAAAA
Messenger RNA from Macadamia integrifolia, 2260 nucleotides. RefSeq names its product protein PIN-LIKES 3-like. The transcript is spliced from 11 exons. Gene Ontology annotation, cellular component: membrane. NCBI's taxonomy places the organism in Eukaryota, Viridiplantae, Streptophyta, Magnoliopsida, Proteales, Proteaceae. The coding region runs from base 654 to 1898 and encodes 414 amino acids. Gene Ontology annotation, biological process: endoplasmic reticulum to cytosol auxin transport. The record is from RefSeq and is a predicted model, not a curated record.